UUUAAAAUAAAUACAGAACCCACAAGACCAAUUUAUAGAGAAACUUUUCCUCUGGUAUCCAUGAUCAUAGCACUCACUCAAAGACCUCGGUGGAUACUCCUGCUGCUCCUCUGCCUGCCCCUGCAGGAGAAUGAAGGCAGGCAGACAGGACUCUCGCUCCAGCACCAGCAAUGCCAUCUUCACGAGGAGAUCUUCUCCCGAGCCUGGCAACCAUCGCCUCAACCCCAGCAGAGUGUCACCGCCAGGAAGACGCAGCCACCCUGGUGGUUCACCCUUGCCGAGAGCCUCUUCCUGCUGCUGCUGGUGAAGCUGAUCCAGUUGUAGCCUAAACCUUUUCUGUAAUUGCUGCUGUUGAUGGUGAUGUAAGGCCGACAAUGGAGGCGACAAAUGUCACACAUGCUGAGCCUAAAAAUCACACUGGAUGCGGUUUUUUUCUUUGUCCCCCACAUGAUAAUUUGCCGCGGGUCUGCGGAUGAGCGGAUGGAUAGCGUUGGGCUUAGGUGAUUCUAAUUAAAUUGUUCGAAUGUUUCCAAGCGCGCGCGUGGAAAAUCGCUGACAAAUGUUUCCGUCAAAACAGGGUAAAAGUUUUCAUUUUGUUUUUGUGUGUCGAAAUCCAGGCACAGUGGGGCGAAAGAAGAUGUU
Molecule: messenger RNA, 642 nt
Organism: Drosophila kikkawai
Lineage: Eukaryota; Metazoa; Arthropoda; Insecta; Diptera; Drosophilidae
Source: RefSeq, a predicted model, not a curated record